This is a messenger RNA of Anguilla anguilla (European eel), 2718 nucleotides long. RefSeq names its product arg8-vasotocin receptor-like. Gene Ontology annotation, cellular component: membrane. Gene Ontology annotation, molecular function: peptide binding; vasopressin receptor activity. The record is from RefSeq and is a predicted model, not a curated record. The transcript is spliced from 2 exons. Lineage: Eukaryota; Metazoa; Chordata; Actinopteri; Anguilliformes; Anguillidae. Bases 1 to 1260 code for a protein of 419 amino acids. Gene Ontology annotation, biological process: positive regulation of vasoconstriction; G protein-coupled receptor signaling pathway; regulation of systemic arterial blood pressure by vasopressin.
AUGCACUUCCCAGCCGACUUGCAGAUUUACCCCGGAGCCCCGUGGAAUUUCACCGACACAAAUGAGUCCCUGCAAUUUAGUGCCAAAGACGGUCUAACAAUGGGACUCUCCGACAGGGCGAACUCGACGAGAAACGACAGCGACCCGUUUGGAAGAAACGAAGAGGUCGCGAAGAUAGAAAUAACGGUUCUGAGCAUCACCUUCGUCGUGGCCGUCGUUGGCAACUUGAGCGUUUUGUUGGCUAUGUACAACACCAAGAAGAAGAUGUCACGGAUGCACCUCUUCAUCAAGCACCUGAGCCUGGCCGAUUUGGUGGUCGCUUUUUUUCAGGUCUUGCCGCAGCUCUGCUGGGAAAUCACCUUUCGCUUUUACGGACCGGACUUUCUGUGCAGGAUCGUCAAACACCUGCAGGUCCUGGGCAUGUUCGCCUCCACCUACAUGAUGGUCAUGAUGACUCUGGACCGCUACAUCGCCAUCUGUCACCCUCUGAAGACGCUUCAGCAACCCACCCAGAGGUCGUACGUUAUGAUCAUCAGCACGUGGAUAUGCAGCCUGGCGCUGAGCAGUCCGCAGUACUUCAUAUUUUCCCUGAGCGAGAUAAAAAACGGGUCUGACGUGUACGACUGUUGGGGUCACUUCAUACAGCCUUGGGGUGUGAAGGCGUACAUAACGUGGAUAACCGUCGGCAUCUUUCUUAUCCCAGUGGUCAUACUGAUGAUAUGUUACGGUUUCAUUUGCCACAGCAUCUGGAAAAACAUCAAGUACAAAACCAAAAAGAGCACGACGCACACUGCGUUUAAAAGUGGUUUGAUCGGGAAGACCUCCGUCAAUAGUAUCACCACCAUAUCCAGAGCUAAGCUGAGGACUGUCAAAAUGACUUUUGUAAUAGUCCUCGCGUACAUUGUCUGCUGGGCUCCAUUUUUCAUCGUGCAGAUGUGGUCGGUUUGGGAUGAAAACUUCUCCUGGGACGAUUCCGAGAACACCGCGGUCACGCUCUCCGCUCUGCUCGCGAGCCUCAACAGCUGCUGCAACCCGUGGAUCUACAUGAUCUUCAGCGGCCACCUCCUGUACGACUUCGCCCAGUGCUUCCCCUGCUGCCCGAGAAUGCGGCAUGCGUUCAAGGAGGACUCCGACAGCAGCCUGAGAAGAACCACGCUCAUAACGAAAAUCGCCAACCGAAGCCCAACGGGCAGCUCGGGCACCUGGAAAGACUUCGACAACCCAAUCAAACCCAGCGGCGACAUCCCGAUGGAUUCGUGAACGCGCGUCUGCGUCUCCGCAAUUAUUUAUUGACAAUAACGAACAACCGAACUCACGUGGUACAACAGAUCUUUACUUUACAUACAGACUAUUCCUCGGGCACUUAAAAUCCCUAGGAAAUGAUACGGUCAUAUUCAAUGAAAAUAUGACAGAAACAUAAACGUGGCAACAGAAGGAAAAAACCCUGUAAAAUAUAAACUUUGAUUUGAUAUAGUAUUUCAGCAACAUUUGAAAACUAGAAUUAAAAAAAAAAAUCAGCUUCACUGCAAUCAUUGUCAGCUGAUGUAAUUUUCCAAAUACCUGGGGCGUACUUGUAUGUGUAUAUCAAAACAAUGUGUUAUUGGGUGUAAUUACUUGAACAUGCUGUUGGGGAAUAUAAUUUUUAUAAUAUAUGACAAUCUCUGUACAUAAAGCUUUACUGUAAAAUAGAUUUGGUUAAAUCGUCUGUAAUUAAUGUUACUGUGCUCUAAUAUUAAUGUUUCACACCAAAAUCAAUCACUUUAUAAAAGGCUGCAUAACGUCCUGUUCAUGCAUGCGUUAAUGUGCGCAUUUUACCUCACAUCAGUUGCAUUCUGGUAUACGUGUCAUUAAGCUGAAAUAUGACUUUGCCCUGAUUGUUCACAAAACAGCACUUGGGAUGCAGUGAGCUCGUGGGGGGUCUGGUGAUCAAAACGCGUUUUCAGUUCAACGUCACAACGAUGAAACAGUCUCUGGUCUCACCACUCACGCAUUUAUGUCAUAGAUUCUUACUGCAAAUAUGCAUCGUACAGUUUCAGCUCUAAAUACACCGAAUAUACGAAAAAUGUCUCCACAAACCACGGCUUGAGUUUACUGCUGCGUCCGAAAUAUUUAGCUGUGCUUUCACGAGACAUGACUCUGUGUUCUCCAUCUGUCCAGCACCUGUACCGCGUUGGGCAUUUUGAUCAGAAAAACGUGGCUCCUAAAGUCGUUCCCCAGUCGCAUCUAUGAAUGACGUAUGUUACGUGAACUACAGAGGCCUGAACGCUCUGUUGCCAAGGAAGAUCAGUCAGCUGAUAGCGCAGCUGGAUAACAGCAAGUGCUUCUGUUUCAUGCGCGUUCUUCAGUGGGGGAAUCUGCCUUCCCACACCGGCUGUGUAACUUCUUUCCAACUUCUUUCAUCCGUCAUACGCAAAGUUUUACUUUUCCCAUCUAAUUUUCCACAAUCCGUUCUCCAAACUGUUCUUCAUACCGUUCUUUGUUGUCUUUGUCAGACUAACUUCUCUGUUUCCAUUUCGGUGAAAUCUGUAUUUCCAUUCUGAGAAUUACAGUGCGUCAGAAAAAAUAAUGGAAGCAAAUGGACAAAAUGUGACUUUCUGCUGCUCUGCAAACCUUAUGUUGUUCCAGGUGCAUCUGAUUUGUAUAUUAAACGUUGUACACACAUUAGAUGUUGCACAUGUAAAAUUAUAUUAAGAAUAAAAAAGUGAUUGUACACACGAA